AUAAUUAACCUUCGUGAAGUAAGAAGAACCGCCGAGGUACAAACCGUCCUCUGUUUUUAGCGUUAAGUCGUCGAAUUAUUAGAAACUUAAAAAUGUCUCUCCUCAUGAAAAUGAUCUGCAUAGUAUGCAUUGUCGCUAUAGCAACUACAGAAGCAAAACCUAUCAAAAGUUCCCUUUCAACUCACACCAACAAAUCCGAACUCGAAGUUUUGCGAAGAUUCCGCCGCAGCAGCGAGUCCAUGUUUACCAGCCAUCAUGCGCGGAUCUUGGACCGACAGCUUAAAAGAAAAAUCUUGAAAACUUUUUUCAGGGACGAACAAGCCGGCAGUCCGUUUAACGUAUGCGUUGAACGUUACCUGGAAAGACAUGGUCAUCGAAACAUGGCGCAUGCGGUGCGUCACUGCGUAAUGCGUCUUCGGUAAUCCGUCAUGCGUUAUCCCUUCCGCAAACUUCUUCAAAAGUCAAGUGCAAUCGUUCGCCGUCGGAAUCCUGCCAAAAAUCUAAGAAACCAAAAAACAAAAACCGUAUUUAUAUUACUGUGGGGUAAGAUGGAUAUAUGUAAGCACAAAUGAUGCAUAUUUCGUAAUCGUUUACAACGCUCUUUUUAGAGUCAUAAGGUUACGGUUAUAUAAUUUCGUAAAUAUUCUUUGUUUACUACCAAUUUGGACGCUAAAAUAGACUAAAACAUCGACCAUUUUAUCCCAACCGACAAUAUACAAAUUUCGUCUCACGCUGCGUUUCCAAUGAAAUCUCAGCGUGUGACGUCACGUCUUGUGUCGUAAACCCGUCUGCGUGACGUCGUAAUUACGUCACCCCGACGGCACAAUAAUAAUUGUUGUUCCUGCUAAUA
Messenger RNA from Ciona intestinalis (vase tunicate), 850 nucleotides. RefSeq lists its product as uncharacterized. NCBI's taxonomy places the organism in Eukaryota, Metazoa, Chordata, Ascidiacea, Phlebobranchia, Cionidae. The record is from RefSeq and is a predicted model, not a curated record.